AUGCCGUUGAUCCAUGUUGGUGGUGGCAUUUGCUUGUUGAAUUUGGGCGAAUUGGGUGGCGAAUUGGGUAGCGAAUUUUGGCGAAUCUGUCGAGUGGAGCCUGGUUAUUUUUGGGCAUGUGAUUCCUUGAUAAGGGAGUGUGGUGGAAAGCUUGAUGUACUCUCUAUGGUGGUGCAUAAAGAUGACGAUGAGGAUGGAGAAGGAGAGGAAACAAGGUCAGACGGAUACCGUACAGGGAAUUUCAAGAAUACAGAAAUUGCACCUUCAAAAAAAGAGACAACCGCUCCAACCAGUUCUGGGAAGAGAUGCCUGACAUGCAAUGUGGUGAUUGGAGAUGCACAGGAGUUCAGGGAGCACUACAAGAGCGAUUGGCACGAGCAUAACUUGAAGAGGAAAGUCAGACAGCUACCACCGUUGAGCGCGGAAGAAUGCUUGGAUUCGUCAGUUGCGGAUCAGGGAAAUGACAUGAACGAGUACAGCCGUUAA
This is a messenger RNA of Selaginella moellendorffii, 486 nucleotides long. Its product is annotated as ankyrin repeat and zinc finger domain-containing protein 1-like. Bases 1 to 486 code for a protein of 161 amino acids. Lineage: Eukaryota; Viridiplantae; Streptophyta; Lycopodiopsida; Selaginellales; Selaginellaceae. Gene Ontology annotation, molecular function: nucleic acid binding; zinc ion binding. The record is from RefSeq and is a predicted model, not a curated record. The transcript is spliced from 2 exons. Gene Ontology annotation, cellular component: preribosome, large subunit precursor. Gene Ontology annotation, biological process: ribosomal large subunit biogenesis.